GCAUGAACAGAGGAAGAGGAAAUGUCGAAGAAGCUUCAAAAAUCUCUCAAGGAUUACCUCUCCAAAGUCAGAAGUACCUCCCCAAAUAUCCAUUUCUCCUCAAAAUCAGUCUCUUCUUCCAAGAAAUGGAUCCUCAAACGAUGUAGACACCCCAAAACCUUGUCUUUUGCAGUCAAUCCUGCUGGAAAUCACGGUCGUAAAGGAACCAGCAACGAUAAUAAUGACGAAGCGGCCACUCUUGCGGAUGUUGAUCGGUUUCUCUUCGAAAAUUUCAAGUCGUUGUAUAUCGGAGAUGAUGAUGAGAUUAAUGAAAGGAGAUGCACUGUUGGGUCAGAAGAUGAUCAUCUGGUUAAAACCUCUGGAAGGUUUUUUCUUGAUUCUCCGGGGUUUAUGGAUCCUCCCUCGUACCUCUGCGGUUCCAACAGAUUCUUCGUGUCGACGGGGUUGUCGAGUUCGCUCGUCGACGACGCUCGGAGCAGCGGCACCAACUCCACCAUGUCGAUUUCGGAGAACUUGGGUUCGACUUCUACUUCAUCAGCUUCAAUCAACAAUACCGUUGUUUCCAACGAUUCCAACAGCACUGGCGGCGAUGGCGUCGCUGUUGAGUCGCUGAGCAAUAUCCGGAACGAGUGCAUUGCGGUGGUAACAUAUUCUCAUAACCCAUACGAUGAUUUCCGACGAUCCAUGCAAGAAAUGGUGGAAGCCAGGAUGAAUCAUCAUUCGGAGAUCGAUUGGGAUUUCAUGGAAGAGCUUGUGUUUUGUUACUUGAACUUGAAUGACAAGAAGUCUCACAAGUUCAUCUUGAGUGCUUUUGUUGACCUGGUCGUGGAUUUGCGUCAAAACCACAAGAAGAUUCCACCCAAAUCUCGGCAUUUUAAGGUUAACAAUGCGACAGAUCACAAGAAAUCAAGGAGAACAAGGCACCAUGUAAGGUAAGGAUUUGACAAUUGUAUGUUGGGCUC
This is a messenger RNA of Hibiscus syriacus, 962 nucleotides long. RefSeq names its product transcription repressor OFP14-like. The coding region runs from base 22 to 936 and encodes 304 amino acids. The record is from RefSeq and is a predicted model, not a curated record. The transcript has a single exon. Gene Ontology annotation, biological process: negative regulation of DNA-templated transcription. Lineage: Eukaryota; Viridiplantae; Streptophyta; Magnoliopsida; Malvales; Malvaceae.